Malassezia globosa CBS 7966 is the source of this 1797-nucleotide messenger RNA. RefSeq lists its product as uncharacterized. The record is from RefSeq and is a predicted model, not a curated record. The transcript is spliced from 5 exons. Bases 1 to 1797 code for a protein of 598 amino acids. Lineage: Eukaryota; Fungi; Basidiomycota; Malasseziomycetes; Malasseziales; Malasseziaceae. Gene Ontology annotation, cellular component: lipid droplet.
AUGUCGUCUGUGACUCACAUCCGUGGUGUGUUUGUGGCCGAGUUUCAUAUUCGCCAUGGCAAUGCCAUUGUCUUCCAAGAUCCACCUGAUCUCGAUACAGAUGGACUCGAGUGGAAAGUCUUACCCAGUGGCGCUCAUACCAUUUCAAGGGAUGCCAUCUACUUUUCAUAUGGCCAUGACAUGAUGGGCAUUGCUGCCUACCAUGCGCGCAGACUGAGUAACGAGGAAGGCGCAUCGCAACAACGCGGCGCACGAUGUAUCAGCAUAGGCGUGAUUCUCCCUUGCCCACAAGAUCCAAGCGGGCAACUCAGGAAUCUUCUCCCUCACCUCCCUGUGCUAGCGCAGCUCGCGGAUGACGUCGCGCAUGGGUUGAAAGCACCUGGCGUCGCUUUGUACAAUGCCCAAUAUGCCCCCGUGCAUCGCAUGUCGAUCUCUCCUACUCUUGAGCAACUAUCGUAUGAUCCUGCAACGUAUAUGCUGUCGAUGCACAGUUUUCUUGGGCCCCUGAUGGCUCCUCUCAUAAAGCUGCUGUUAUUGCCGCGGCGUCUUUUAAUAUAUGCGCCGGCGCCUGUGGAACGAGCUGCUAUUGUGGCAUUCAAUCUCGCUGAACUUGUGCACGCGGCCUUUGUCUAUGCAGUCCAUGUGCCUGGCCAUGUCCGAGUUCACGGCAUGCUGACGCUACAUGACUUGGACGCAUGGAAACAACUGACAUUUGCGGCAGAAUCAGCUUGGAUUGCAUGGACGUCUGAUCGGAUCCUUCUCGACAAGACGGAUGCAUAUGACGUGUGUCUUGAUGUUUCCGCGCUCAUGUUCCCCAGCGCAGUCGCGUCGCCGUCGCCCGCAAAGCCCUUGGCUCGCUUCGUGAAACAUGCCACCCUGCAGCCAACUAACCUGUCGUGGAGCACCCGCGAUUUAAGUCUGUUCAUGGAACUUGCUGAACAGGAGCGGCGAUACCAGGACCUGCUGGAGAGUGAAGGUCGGCCGAACUUUGAUGCUUGGUGCCAUGCCGAGCACCUUCCUAGCUCAUGCUCGUUGCAUGUCUCAAUGGCUACACCCUGGCGCUAUCGUCAACAAGAUGCGCGAAUGCUCCUCGUCGGAUACCUGGUCGUAUUGGUUGCUAGCAUUCGUUUUUGGCUCACAGAGUGGUGGCUGAUCCGCUCGCAGCUGCACGUACUUGUUCCUGUAUCAUUGGUGAUGCCUCUGGGAGUGCGUGGCGAUGGCGGUUUGAGCACGGGCAUCGUCGAUUUAUCUGAAGAUGCCGUAUCGGCGGACGAAUCGCGUACGUGUAUGUCACAGCGCCCUUGCUGGACGGCUGCGACGGCAGCUGGUGAAUCCAACGAUUGUAUGUCUGGUUCAAACGAAUCCGUGGAUCCACUCAUUGCUGCAUAUGGCCUCCCACAGUCUGGCAAGUCACCGCGUAAUUCAAGUUCGCGACUCAGUGCGCCGUCGAUACUGUCUCGGCGUUCGAGUUUGCAUAAUGAUCGCUCCAUCAUUCCUGCACAUCCGCGCUAUGACCCUAGUGAUGCGCCCCAUCUUCCGCUCGAAAGCAUGACAGGCAUUUAUAUUCGAGCUCGACACAUUCAGCUGUCGGCGUUUCUCGAAGAACGCAUCUCUACGCUGCCAAACACCAAUGAAUCUUCUGCCCUCUUAUUUCCACGCACUGUGAGAAUGACAAGCAGCAUGUUCGAAAGACUUGGCCUUGAUGCUGGCAGCUCUAUUGACCGAGCUUGGAUCCAAAGCUUGCUAACGCCGCAUUCAUGCUCCUUGCAAGUGUCACGUUGGCCUUGGUUCUGGUAG